AUAUGUUUGUCGGGUCUUCAUGUUAGUUUGGGCCAAAUCAAAAUAAACGGAUGUGUUAAGUAUCUAACGUGGGCUGAGUUUCAGAGUGUUUUUUAUUCUCGCUGUGGAUAUUAUUUACAGAUUGUCUUUUCUGCAAUAAAGUAGUCUGCAGAGAGUGGCCUGUCGUGGUCGACAGCUAGCAGAUUGUUAAUUUCAUUAUAAAUGUCUAUUGACAUUCAUAAUGAAUGUUUGAUAGAGUGUCACGGAGAGAUUAUCGACCUUAUUUAAAUAGUAAAUGCAUUAACACAGCUUUCAUUACUAAUGCUAGCCCAUAUUUAAAUUGGUUCUUUUCAUAAUAAUGAUUUCAAGCUCAAGAUAACUGGAUGGACCGGAUAACUGCUGAUGGAUUUGUCUGUCUGAUGCAACAUUAUAUCAAUGCUUUAGCAACUGUCCCAUGUUAUGAAUUAACAUCCAUAUAAAUUACAUCCACGUGAAAAACAAAUGCCAAUAAGUUGUUUAUCAAUAGAACUAGCCUAAUUGUUUAAAUUGUCUACUGGUAUGCCCUUCAAUGUUACACAGGUGGGAACAAGACUACAGGAGCUGUGGUUAAUAUUAGACCGUCUCUUACUUUAAUGAGCCCAAACAGUCUGCUCUGUUAGAUGUGGAUUGUGAAACGAUAGAAGCAAAGCAACCGGUUGAAAGUGAACAUGAACAAUUAAAAACAGUUUUAUUUAAAUGUUUUCCAGCAAACAUACAUGCCAUCCUCCACUACCUAUCAUUAUACUGCAUACAAGCAACAGAAUAUUCCUUCUCUUCCAUUUCCCUCUUUUCUCCCUACUGUUGCAUGUACAAUAUAGAAAUACAGUUGAACAGAAGAAAAGGGGGGUGUCAACAAGUUCAACACUGACAUCUACACAAACUAACACUAUUAUAAACAACAUAUUGCAACAUGUUGUAAGUAAUGUAACAUUUGAAAUGAAGAUUUAAAUGUACUGCAAUGACAUUUAUUGAAGCAGUUUUCAUUGAUCUGUCUGUUUGGCACCUCAGAUUAAGUAAACUCUGUCAUGCCAAAGACAGUGUGUCUGGAGUAUCAAGAUGAAGAAAUGAGGUGCAAUGACUCAAAAUCGUCAAUCUGUCUCUCACAAUUAUUCUGUAUGUUUCCCUCUGCCACCUUUCUUCUCCGUGUCCCCUCAGCCGGUUCUGUGUUUAUGUGUCGGCUCUGCAACCUCUUCUCUCCCAGUCGCGCCCAGCUGCUGGCCCAUUGCUCCUCGCUGCACGUCAAGCAGGAGCCGCCUGAAGACAUCAUCAUUGCUCUGCAGCCUCUUGCAGGAGAGCUUGUGGAGACGUUGGCAGAGAGCCCAGUGAAGCGAAAACGAGGACGACCGAAAGGCUCGACAAAGAAGACGCGCACAGAUUUGACAGAAGGCAAGGCCGACUCUACCCAGUCUAAUGUUCAAAGAGAAGAAGAAAGGAACAAGGAGGAGGGAGACGAACAAUGCAGCUCAGCACAAGGCGAAAGCCAUGACGGGAUAUUGGGGCUUGAAUGUAGAGUGUGCCACCGCUCGUUCAGCAACAGACGACAGAUUCGCAAACACAUCUGCCUGAGAGAGGAGGAGGAGGAGGAGGAGGACGAAGAGGAGAAUGGAAGCAUCUGUGGUGGAGCAGGAACCGAGGGUUCUGGGAGUCUGCAUCCUGGGGGAGCAGAUCCAAACCAAAAGCCAGCAAAACCAGGACUCGUGAGAGAAAAAGACGUGGGCAGCUUCAGACACCCGAGAACCAAUCGAAGCCGCACCUCCAAAGAAGCAGGGCUGGCAACGGGAAACAAAAAGUCGGUCAUCAGUGUUGUUCUGACAGAAGAUGAAACAUUUCCAGGUGUUUGUAAAAUGGUUCCAGUAGAGGACAAUUCAGCAGAGACAGAGUCUUCGGCCAUCCAACCUCAGCGGUCUGCAGUUUUCCAGAGUCAGUCACAAGACCUUGCAAGUGAAGCCACUGCCUGCGAGGGGAACCCUGAAACGGACCAGGAGCCAAGCAGUGGGAUCCCUUUGUCCAAAACAACAGCAGCAGCCAGCAGAGGCUUCCAGGAAUAUUCUAUCAAGCAAGAUGCUACAAAUCUACUUCAGAGCCAGUUGAAGAUCUUUGCCUGUGAGUUCUGUAACAAGAUCUUUAAAUUCAGACACUCACUGAUGGCUCACCUCAGGACACACACCCAGGAGAAACCUUUUCAGUGUCCACACUGUGACUACGCAUCAGCCAUCAAAGCCAACCUGAAUGUUCACCUGAGGAAGCACACAGGAGAGAAGUUCAGCUGUCAGCACUGUCCUUUCAACUGCCUCAGCCCAGGACACCUCAAGGUCCACAAUGAGCGAGUCCAUCUGAAGGUGAAGCAGCACUGCAGCUUCUGUGUUAAGAAAUACUCCGAUGUAAAGAACUUGCUGAAACACAUUGAGAAGCGACAUAACAUGAAAGACCCCGCUAUCUUCCAGAGCUUCCAGCAACUAAGGUUGAAGACUCGUCAGGGCCUCAGACAGCUCCUCUACCACUGUCCCACCUGUAACCGGCGCUUUAAGAACCAGCUGGAGCGGGAGCGCCACCUGCUGGUCCACGGGCCCCAGCGUCCCUUCGCCUGCCUCAUCUGUGAUCAUGCUGCGACAAAGAUGGCCAGCCUGGCCGCCCAUGUCAAGAAGCACCUCUUCCUAUACAUGUGCUGUGUGUGUGACGGGAAGUUUGUCAGCUCCCAGAGACUGAGGAGUCAUUUGAAAGAGUCUCACCAGGAGCUUGACCAGGAGCAGGCCUUCACAGACUGCAUCAACAGCAGCUACUAUCUGCUACAGCCUGGAGGAGGCAUGUGGGGCGAUGAGGAGAGGGAAGAUGUAGAGAAAGGGAUGAAGGGAGGUCCAAGGAUGGAGCAGGAGGGUGAAGAUGAGAGGAUGAGUGAGGAGGGUAGAAGAAAUGGUGUUGGAGGGGAGGAGUGCCGAGAUGGGGAAGUGGAGCGGCUGAAAGUAGCAGCGAGCGAAGAUGGGGAGCAAGAGGAAGAACAAGCUAAAUCUCAGGGUGAGAGAGCAGAAGAUGUGCCGGGGAAAGAAGGAGAGUUAGAAAACGGAAGCGAACAGCAAUGUUCCCAAGAUCAGCUCCAUCAAGCUAUUUCUACAGAAACCACAACUCCCUCUGACAGACGGGAUGAAGCAACAGCUGGGGAAAAGUCCCAGGACAACACGGCAGACACAUGCACCCCUGCAGCUGGAGAUGACACGCAGACUUUCUUAUCACCAGAGAGCAGUCACACCCCUCUGUUGGAGAAUCGGACUCCAGAAAACACACACCCAGCUGAUGAGAAAACACAGACACGUUUGUCGUCAGCAACUUCAGGGGACGAUUCUCAAACUCCACCUCCAGAAAGUGUGUCGGAGGUUUUCCAUCAGAGUGCGUUCCAGCAGGUGAUCUCAUCACUUCAGAAGACUCGGCUCAGUAUGGAGUCUUUCCAACGGCUCAGGAAAAUUUACGGAGACCUGGAAUGUCAAUACUGUGGUAAACUGUUCUGGUACAAGGUCCACUAUAACGUCCAUGUACGCACGCACACCAAGGAGCACUCGCAUUACUGUUCAAAGUGUAGCUACUCGUCCAUCACCAAGAGCUCUUUGAAGCGACACCAGAUCCAGAAGCACAGCGGUUUGCUGCUGCCUUGCUCCAACCCUGGCUGUAAAUACACCACACCUGACAAAUACAAACUUCAGGCCCAUUUGAGGACACACCAGGAACAGGGGAAGAGUGUGACUUGUCCUAUCUGCCAGCAGAGCUAUCCAGAGCACAGACUAAAACACCACAUCAAAACAUCCCACCCCGACACACUACCUUCGCAGGGCAAAGGACUGAUGGUUCAACGUGCAGAGAAGUGCCCCUACUGUGACUCCUACUUCCUGAAGAACAGCAGUGACUUUCAGCGGCACAUCUGGGCCCACCAAGGUUUGAAGCCAUACGUCUGCAGUGUGUGCGACUAUGCGGGCCGCAGUCGGAGUAACCUGAAGACUCACAUGAACCGACACAACACAGAGAGACGUCACCUCUGUGAUCUGUGCGGUAAAAAGUUCAAAUCUAAAGUCACGCUCAAAAGCCACAGGCUAAGCCACUCAGAUGAAGGGAAGCGGUUUCAAUGUUCAGAGUGUGACUUCACCUCAGUCUCCAAACCUUCCUUGCUCAGACACAUGGAGCAACACGCUGAGUUUAAGCCUUUUCGCUGUGCCCACUGCCACUACUCCUGUAACAUCGCUGGUCCCCUGAAGCGACACUACAACAUGAAACACCCAGAUCAGAAAUAUCAGAAUGCCGGACCUGGAGUGCCUAACCCUGAUGCUCUGAAACAGCAAGGUGGUAUGAAGUGUCCUGAAUGUGAAUUUGUUUAUGGCACCAAGUGGGAGCUGAACCGCCACCUGAAGAGCAAGCACAGCCUGAAAGUGGUGGAAGGCACCUGGGAGGUGGGGGAGACAGUAGAGGCCCAGUUCAUACCUGUGGAGGAUGAAGAGCAGCUGACAGAAGUAUCUGUAGCGUCCCUGCAGGACAACGUUGAUAUCCAGCAGAUCACCGAGUUCAAUUCAGAGACUCACAACGCCGUCACCUCCAUGGUCGCCAUGGCUCCAGGCACUGUCACCGUUGUACAACAGUUGCAGGUGGCUGACGAGCAGGAGGGCGGCGAGUGCACAAACCAGCUGAUGGUGGUGAAUGCAGACGGGGAUAUAACUGGUGACCAGGUGAUGGUUGUGGAGGACGCACACGGCCUGGAGGCCCUGACAGUCCUCACCCAGGGAGACAACACUCACCACUAUAUCGUCUACGUCCAGGAACACACUGUAGAAAUCAACUAGUAAUGCCAGCAUGUCAACAUCUGCUGGUUCAUCAGUGUCAGCAGAUCUGUUUACAAAAGGGAAGUAACAUCAAAUGUACAAUUGGGCAAUGCAUUCAGGAUUUAGUGAAUGUUUCCAUGUCAUCAUUAGGAACUUCCUUAAUCAGAUUUAUUUUUCAGUGACUUCAUAAUUAUGAAAACCAUAAGUGCAAUAACUGUUUGUGUGAUUAUGUGACAUAUUUUGUACUGACAAAGUAUAUUUGAAUAAACCCUUGUCCUGAACUGCUCGAUGCACUGGCUUCUUUUUCUAAAAACAACAAAUCUCCAAGUUGUUCAGAUCAGUUUUUACUCAAAAUGUUUUU
Molecule: messenger RNA, 5175 nt
Organism: Anarrhichthys ocellatus (wolf-eel)
Lineage: Eukaryota; Metazoa; Chordata; Actinopteri; Perciformes; Anarhichadidae
Gene: zfat
Product: zinc finger and AT hook domain containing
Exons: 23
Coding region: 1044-4835 (1263 amino acids)
Biological process (GO): positive regulation of transcription by RNA polymerase II
Cellular component (GO): nucleus
Molecular function (GO): DNA-binding transcription factor activity, RNA polymerase II-specific; sequence-specific DNA binding
Source: RefSeq, a predicted model, not a curated record